Messenger RNA from Corylus avellana, 3528 nucleotides. The record is from RefSeq and is a predicted model, not a curated record. NCBI's taxonomy places the organism in Eukaryota, Viridiplantae, Streptophyta, Magnoliopsida, Fagales, Betulaceae.
AUGACGACUAAUCACCAGCCAUGGCUCUUAUUUGCUCUGCUUCUAAUCAUGUCUUAUUACAGAGCAUGCUUCUCCGUAGCUGGUGAUACCCUUUCACCAGGUCACUCUCUUUUAGAGAGCGACACCAUAUUAUCUCAAGGUAGAAAAUUUGAGCUGGGUUUCUUCAAACCAGGCACUUCAUCAAAAAUCUACCUGGGCAUAUGGUAUAAAGGGUUUCCUGAUGAAAUUGUUUGGGUAGCAAAUAGAGAAAACCGUUUGUCUCACCCAUCUUCCUCAAGACUUUACCUCUCAGAAAAUGGCAAUCUACUCCUUUUUGAAGGUUCCUCCGAGAUCCCAGUUUGGUCAACAAAUUUGACAUUUCCCCUGUCAAAUAUAAAUGAAGCAGUACUUGGUGAUGAUGGGAAUUUUGUUUUAAGAGACAGCUCAAACGCGUCUUGUAUAUUUUGGGAGAGUUUCGACCAUCCAACUGAUACAUUGCUGCCAGGUUUGAAGCUUUGGAGUAGAAAAUCACAGCAGUUCAUUUCAUGGAAAAAUUCAGAAGAUCCAGCACCUGGUCUGUUCUCGGCGGGGACCGUGGGGUUAAACGCAAAUGGAAGCAUACAGUUUUUCUUAGAGUGGAACAGAUCCCAAAUUUAUUGGAGUUCGGAAGUUUGGAAUGGAAGUGAUACUUUGAUAUGGAGCAGUAUCUUCAAGUGGAGUUUUGUGUCAAGUAAAAAUGAAAGUGAGAGAUAUUUUACUUGCUCUCUUUAUAAUCCAUCUAACCUUGCUAAUUAUCGGAUUGACCAAACAGGACAGAUCCGGGGAUUGGUGUGGGAGACUGGCCUUUCCAUUUGGAGUGAAUUUUGGUAUGCACCGACGAAACCAUCUGAUGUCUACGCUUUGUGUGGUGCAUUUGGCGUGGUACAAUACCCUGACAAUUUCUCAAACCCUUGUGAGUGUCUAAGAGGUUUCAAACCAUUUUUGAUGGAAGACACCAGACUAAAUGAUUGGUCAGGCGGCUGUGUGAGGAAAUCUCCUUUGCAAUGUGAGAAUAAUACGCAUGGUAGCGUCAAAAAAGAUUGGUUCAUGAAAAUAUCAAACAUGCGAUUGCCUGUUUAUUCGAAAGCAAAUUUGGCCUUGAAUGCUAGCAGAUGUGAAUUGGCUUGUAUGGAAAAUUGUUCUUGCACAGCUUAUGCUUAUAAUAGGAGUGGGUGUAUGAUAUGGGAAGGAGGUCUUUUGAACUUACAGCACCUUCCAUAUGGUGGCGAGAUUGGACAAGAUAUCUACCUAAGACUUGCUGCUGAUGAGUAUCCAGAUUCAAGUACAAAAGGCAAAAAAUGGAAAGUAUGGGUAGUUGUGCUGCUCCCUACAAUAGGGCUUAUCUUAUGCCUCCCAAUUUACUUUUCAUGCAAAGGAAGGAUCAAACGCAAAGGUACUGGAAGGUGCAUAUUGAAGAUCAUUUAUGGGAAGGACAUCUACCAAACUCUUUUGGGAGAACAACCCGACUACAUGUAUGAUAGCGAGUGGGCUCUUCUUGAUCGUAAAGCCCUGGCAGUUAUUUGGUUAUCAUUGUCAAAAUCAGUUGCACACAACGUUGUAAUGGAGACCACAGCAGAUCUAAUGGCGACUUUAUCAAGGAAUAAAAUAGAAAUCAACCGCCAUCUGUUCCAGCAAAAUAAGAAAAAGGAUGCCGAGUUACCACUAUUCAGUUAUGAAAGUGUAUUAGCUGCAACGAAUAAUUUAUCAGCUGUAAAUAAACUUGGAGAAGGAGGUUUUGGACCUGUUUACAAGGCAAAAUUACUCAAAGGGCAAGAAAUUGCAGUGAAGAUGCUUUCAAAAAGAUCUGGACAGGGCAUUGAGGAGUUCAGAAAUGAGACAAUACUAAUUGCAAAACUCCAACAUAGAAAUCUUGUCAGACUGUUAGGUUGCUGUAUCGAGCGAGAUGAAAAGAUAUUAAUAUAUGAGUACAUGCCCAAUAAAAGUUUGGACUUCUACCUUUUUGAUCCAACCAAGAAAAAGAUGCUAGGUUGGGAGACACGCAUACGCAUUAUUGAAGGGAUUGCUCAAGGGCUUCUUUAUCUCCAUCAAUAUUCAAGGUUACGAAUCAUACAUAGAGAUUUAAAACCUAGUAACAUUCUCUUGGAUAGUGAAAUGAAUCCAAAAAUAUCAGAUUUUGGCAUGGCUCGAAUAGUUGGAGGCAAUGAAACACAAGCAAACACAAACCGAAUUGUUGGAACUUAUGGCUAUAUGUCUCCUGAAUAUGCUAUGGAUGGUUUGUACUCAAUAAAGUCUGAUGUGUUUAGCUUUGGAGUAUUGGUGUUAGAGAUUGUGAGCGGCCGGAAGAACACUAGCUUCUAUAACAACGAGUCACUCAAUCUUCUUAGAUAUGCUUGGGAGUUGUUGAGAGAUGAUCGAAGUUUGGACCUGAUGGAGCCAGCAAUACGAUAUCCUUCUUCCACUUCUAUUAUAUUGAGAUUCAUUAAAAUUGGCCUUCUCUGUGUCCAAGAAAGCCCGAUUGAUCGGCCUACCAUGUCUGAUGUAAUCUCAAUGAUUAGCAAUGAACAUGCACCUCUACCUACACCUAAGCAAGCAGCGUUUUCCUCAGGCCGAAAUAUGAUGGACACAAAUUCAACAGUUGACAGUGCAGGAAGUUGCUCAAAAAAUAGUGGAUAUUUUUGGGAGGAUAUUGUAAGAAAAUGUAUUGGAGAAUGGCAGGGUAAAAGUUUGAGAGCAGUGGUAUGUAAACUUGGCUUGGAGCUCGGCAGUUUACAAUACAUGAAGUUGUUUAAAAGAGGCCUAUUUGCUUCUGCUUCUGGUUCUCGUUUUGUUGCUGUUGAGGAUUUUGUGGCAGAGGAAGGUUCCUCCAAAAUCCCAGUUUGGUCGACAAAUUUGACAUUUCCUGGGUCAAAUUUAACAGAAGCAGUACUUGGUGAUGAUGGAAAUUUUGUUUUGAGAGAUAGGCGGAACACGUCUACUAUAUUUUGGCAGAGUUUUGACCAUGCAACCAUAUUGCUGCCAGGUGCGAAGCUUGGGGUCGAAAAGAUUACUGGGAAACCACAGCAGCUCAUUUCAUGGAAAAAUUCAGAAGAUCCAUCACCUGGUGUGUUCUUGUUUGGGUUGGGCCCAAAUGGAAGCAAUCAAAUUUGCUUAGAGUGGAACAGAUCCCAAAUCUAUUGGAGUUUUGGACUUUGGAAUGGAACUUCUUCCAGCUUUGCCUUCAUUCCUGAGAUGGGAUUGAAUCAUAUCUACAACGUCAGUUUUGUGUCAAAUGAAAAUGGUAGGUAUUUUACUUAUUCUCAUUAUAAUCCUUCUCACCGUUCUAAAUAUGUGAUGGACUCUAUAGGACAUCUCCAGCUAUGGUCGUGGCUUUCUGGCCCUUCGGCAUUGACUAGAUUUUGGUCUCAACCGGCGGAACCAUCAGUCUAUGCUUUGUGUGGUGCAUUUGGCGUGUAUCGUGAGAAUUUCUCGAGCCCCUGUGAAUGUCUUAAAGGUUUUGAACCAUUUUCCAUGGAAGACACCAGACUAAAUGAUUGGUCAGGGGGUGUGUGA